UAUUCCUGUUCGCAGGUUUGGGCCACUGACUCUCAACCUGGUUGUUCUGUUCUGUGUUGUGUACUAUUCUAAUCAUUUGAAGAUUGAUGGAAUAACCCUUUUAACUCUCCUACAUAUGGGCUGACAAGAAAUCAAGAAAAUUAGAAAUACUCUUAAUAACGUUCACAAAAAUUGGAUGAAUAGAACCAAGUGUGAGAACACCCUAAAACUCAUGACAAGGCAACUUUAAAGCUUCCUGAUUAUAGUAGUUUCCUGUCAGUGUCGUUAUUUUAGAGAACCAAGGCAGAAUAUGCUGCUUUAAAGAGAAGAGAGAAUGAAUGUCAAGUGAUCUAAAAUGGACACCUCAUCACCUGCUCCACCCACACCUGUCCCAGAGCGGUUGCUAGCUAUUCUACAACAACUGACCAGUGAGGAGUUGAAGUCAUUUCAGUGGUACCUGAAGCAGCCUGUUUCGGGUGGCUCAUCUCCCAUCCCAGUUAGCAGGCUGGAAAAUGCUAAAAGAGAGGACACAGUGGAUCAGAUGGUGCAUACCUAUAGGGAAGCUGGUGCUCUGGAGAUGACACACCAUAUUCUGCAAAAGAUUAAACGGAAUGAUCUAGCUGUUCCAAUGUCAGUGACAGAACACCAAGCCACAGCAGGAGUAUCAGCCAUACCAACCAGGCCCAACCUGAACACAAGCACCGUACCAGUUCAGGAUGUUCAGGAUGCUUCUGCAGAUCUCUCCAACCACACUGAGCCUGGAGACCAUGUUAAGGAACAUAAACUCACUACUGUUAACUCUACAGAUGAUGGUCCUUCGUAUGAAGAUGUUGAGAAGUACCGACGUAAAUUCCAAUACAAACUGAAGGAGAAGAUUCAGCAUGUAUUUGAGGGGGUGCCAAAACAGGGAAAGAAAACACUUCUCAAUAAGAUCUACACAGAACUCUACAUCACAGAGGGCGGAAGUGAAGAGGUCAAUAAUGAACACGAGGUAAGACAGAUUGAGAUCGCAUCCAUCACACCAGCAGCGACAGAAGAAAGGUUGAUCGAAUGCAAUAACAUCUUUACAUUUGUAACUGGACAAGACAAACCUACCAGAACUGUGCUGACGAAGGGAGUCGCUGGCAUUGGAAAAACAUUCUCUGUACUUAAGUUCAUUUUGGACUGGGCUGAAGGAAAAAAAAAUCAAGAUAUCCAGUUCAUAUUUUCACUGCCUUUUCGAGAGCUAAAUUUGGUGCGGAAGAAAAUGCUGAGUUUAGUGGAUCUUGUUCAUGAAUGCAUCAGAGAGGCAAAAGUGAUUGAGAAGGAAUUUCUCUAUCAGGUUUUCACAAAAUUACAAGACUCAGGAAACCCAAACUACAAUGAGAGCAAGUACAAAGUUCUAUUUGUCCUUGAUGGUCUAGAUGAGUGUCGAUUGCCUCUAGACUACAAGAAGAAUGAUAGCUGGGAUAAAGCUACAGAGCCAACCUUAGUGGAUGUGCUUCUGAAAUCCCUCAUCAAUGGGAAUCUGCUUCCCUCUGCUCGCCUCUGGAUAACCUCCAGACCUGCAGCAUCCAAUCAGAUUCCUUCUAGGUGUGUUGACCAGGUGACAGAAGUACGAGGGUUCAAUGACCCACAGAAGGAGGAGUACUUCAGGAAGAGGUUCAGUGAUGAGAAUCUGGCAAACAGAAUCAUCUCACACAUUAAGACAUCAAGGAGUCUCCACAUCAUGUGCCACAUACCAGUCUUCUGUUGGAUCGCAGCUACAGUUCUGGAGCGCAUAUUGAGCACAGAUACGAAUGGAGAAAUACCAAAGACUCUGACUCAAUUAUUCCUUGGUUUACUGGUGUUUCAUGCUAAACAGAUGAACGAGAAAUAUAAUGAGAAAGGCGAGGGAGAGCCACACUGGGAUAAAGAGAGCAUUAUGGCACUUGGAAAACUGGCUUUUCAACAGCUAAAAAAUGGCAACCUAAUUUUCUAUGAGUCAGAUCUGCAAGAGUGUUGCAUUAGUGCCAGAGAAGCUUCGGAACGCUUGGGAGUGUUCACACAGCUCUUCAGAGAGGAUUAUGGGCCGUUCCAGGAGAAGGUGUACUGCUUUGUGCAUCUGAGCAUCCAGGAGUUUCUGGCUGCAUUGUAUGUCUUUUUAUCAUACAACAACAACAAUGUAAACCUAAUGAACAAAGAACUUUCCACCAUCAGAAACAUUCUUAGGAAGUUUACAUUCAAAUCUGCCUUCACCUUUCACAAGAGUGCUGUGGAUAAAGCCUUACGGGGUAACAAUGGACACCUGGACCUGUUCCUCCGCUUCCUUCUGGGCCUCUCACUAGAGUCCAAUCAGUCUCACUUACAUGGCCUACUGACACCGGCAAGGAGCACGAGAAGCAGCUCUCAGUGCCAUGAGCAAACAGUCAAGUACAUAAAGAGGAAGAUCAGAAAAAAUCACUCUCCAGAGAAGUGCAUCAAUCUGUUCCACUGUCUAAAUGAACUAAAUGACCAUUCACUGGUGAAGGAGAUCCAAAACUACCUGAGCUCAGGAAAUGUCUCCAGAGAAGAACUCUCACCUGCACAGUGGUCAGCUCUGGUCUUUGUGUUGUUGACUUCAGAAGAGGAGCUGGUUGUGUUUGAUCUGAAGAAAUACUCCAGAUCAGAAAAGGGGCUUCUGAGACUGUUGCCAGUCGUCAAAGCCUCCAGAACAUCUCUGCUGAAUGGAUGUAACCUCACAGAGAGAUGCUGUGAAGCUUUAGCCUCAGCUCUCAACUUCUCCCACCUGAGAGAGCUGGACCUGAGUGACAACAACCUGCUGACAGAUUCAGGAGUGAAGCUGCUCGCUGUUGGACUGGAGAAUUCGCACUGUAAACUUGAGACACUGAGGUUGUCAUUUUGUGGAGUCACAGCAAAAGGCUGUGCUUAUCUGGCCUCAGUUCUAAUGUCAAACUCUUCAAACCUGAGAGAGCUGGACCUGAGUGACAAUGACCUGCGGAAUUCAGGAGCAGAACUGCUCUCAGCUGGACUGGAGAAUCCACACUGUAAACUUGAGACACUGAGAUCCUCUCAAGCUGGUUGAGUCAGGAUGGAUGGGGGGGGCAUCGCUGCACAGCUAUUUUCAGGUCUCUCCAGAGAUGUUUGGUCGUGUUCAAGUCUGGGAUCUGGCUGGGCCGCUCAAGGACAUUCAGAAACUUGUCCCAAAGUCACACCUGCUUUGUCUUGGACGUGUGCUUAGGGUUGUUGUCCUGUUGGAAGGUGAACCUUCGCCCGAGUCUGAGGUCCUGAGCGCUCUGGAGCAGGUUUUCAUCAAGGAUCUCUCUGUACUUUGCUCCGUUCAUCUUUCCCUCGAUCCUGACUAGUCUUUUAGUCCCUGCCGCUGAAAAACAUCCCCACAGCAUGAUGCUGCCACCACCAUGUUUCACAGUAGGGAUGGUGCCAGGCUUCUUCCAGACGUGACGCUUAGCAUUCAGGCCAAAGAGUUCAAUCUUGGUAUCAUCAGUCCAGAUAAUCUUGUUUUUCAUGGUCUGAGAGUUCUUUAGGUGCCUUUUGGGGAACUCCAAGCGGGCUGUCAUGUGCCUUUUUACUGAGGAGUAGUUUCCGUCUGGCCACUCUACCAUAAAGGCCUGAUAGGUGGAGUGCUGCAGAGAUGGUUAUCCUUCUGGAAGGUUCUUCCAUCUCCACAGAGGAACUCUGGAGCUUUGUCAGAGGGACCAUCGGGUUCUUGGUCACCUCCCUGACCAAGGCCCUUCUCCCCCAAUUGCUCAGUUUGGCCGGGCAGCCAGCUCUAGGAAGAGUUUUGGUGGUUCCAAACUUCUUCCAUUUAAAGAGUGAUGGAGGCCACAGUGUUCUUGGGGACCUUUAAUGCUGCAGAAAUGUUGUUACCCGUCCCCAUAUCUGUCCCUCGACACAAUCCUGGCUCAGAGCUCUACAAACAAUUCCUUCGACCUCAUGGCUUGGUUUUUGCUCUGACAUGCACUACCAACUGUGGGAGCUUAUAUAGACAGGUGUGUGCCUUUCCAAAUCAUGUUCAAUCAAUUGAAUUUACCACAUGUGGACUCCAAUCAAGUUGUAGAAACAUCAAGGAUGCUCAAUGGAAACAGAAUGCACCGGAGCUCAAUUUCAAGUCUCAUAGCAAAGGGUCUGAAUACUUAUGUAAAUAAGGUAUCUGUUUUUUAUUUGUAGUAAACCUGCACACACAAAAAAACUUAUGGGGUAUUGUAUGUAGAUUGAGAAACUUAUUUAAUCAAUUUUAGAACAUUUACAUUUAAGUCAUUUAGCAGACGCUCUUAUCCAGAGCGACUUACAAAUUGGUGCGUUCACCUUAAGACAUCCAGUGGAACAGCCACUUUACAAUAGAAUAAGAAUAAGGCUGUAACGUAACAAAAUGUGGAAAAAGGGAAGGGGUUUGAAUACUUUCCAAAUGCCAUGUACCGAAUUGCAUAAAGAAGAUUGUCAUAAAUGAAGAUUCAAUAUUUAUUAAAUUCUAAUGUAUUUAAAACCUGUUGGUACUAGGGGGCAGUAUUUUCAUUUUUGGAAAAAAAAAACGUUCCCGUUUUAAACGGGAUAUUUUGUCAGGACAAGAUGCUAGAAUAUGCAUAUAAUUGACAGCUUUGGAUAGAAAACACUAACGUUUCCAAAACUGUAAAGAUAUUGUCUGUGAGUAUAACAGAACUGAUGUUGCAGGCGAAAGCCUGAGAAAAAUCCAAUCCGGAAUUGCCCCAGGUUUUGAAAGCGCUGCGUUCCAAUGAGUCCCUAUUCAGCUGUGAAUGUGCCAUCAACGAGCUUAUGCUUUCUAUGUAUUCCCCAAGGUGUCUACAGCAUUGUGACGUAGUUUUACGCAUUUCUGUUGAAGAAUAGCCGUAGGCGGCCACAUUGCGUAAGUGGUCACAUGGUGGCUCCGAGAGAGAUUCUCGCGUAAAAUAGCCAUUAGGUAGCCAUUACUCCAAUCGGUCCUACUGAAAAACGAAUUGUCCCGACGGAUAUAUUAUCAAAUAGAUAUUAGAAAAACACCUUGAGGAUUGAUUAUAAACAACGUUUGCCAUGUUUCUGUCGAUAUUAUGGAGCUAAUAUUUUUCGGUGUUGUGGUGACCGCAAUUUCCGGGCGAUUUCUCAGCCAAACGUGAAGAACAAACGGAGCUAUUUUGCCUACAAAAAUAAUAUUUUGGGGAAAAAUGAACUUUGGCUAUCUACUUGGGAGUCUCGUGAGUGAAAACAUCUGAAGUUCAUCAAAGGUAAACAAUUUAAUUUGAUUUAUUUUCUGCUUUCCGUGACAAGGUUGCCUGCUGCUAGCAAGGCAUAAUGCUAUGCUAGGCUAUCGAUAAACUUACACAAAUGCUUGUCUAGCUUUGGCUGUAAAGCAUAUUUUGAAAAUCUGAGAUGACAGGGUGAUUAACAAAAGCCUAAGCUGUGUCUCAAUAUAUUUCAUUUGUGAUUUUCAUGAAUAGAAAUAUUUUCUAGGGAUAUUUAUGUCCGUUGCGUUAUGCUAAUUAGUUUCAGGCAAUGAUUAUGGCAGGGUAGCCUAGUGGUUAGAGCGUUGGACUAGUAACCGAAAGGUUGCAAGUUCGAAUCCCCGAGCUGACAAGGUACAAAUCUGUCGUUUUGCCCCUGAACAGGCAGUUAACCCACUGUUCCUAGGCCGUCAUUGAAAAUAAGAAUUUGUUCUUAACUGACUUGCCUAGUAAAAUAAAUUACGCUCCCGCAUGCGGGUUUGGGAGUCACAAAAGGAUUUAUUAAUUAUAUUUUUGACCAUUUUAUUUUUUAAAUGUCACAUUUUAAGUGAUUGAGGAAGACAUACACAGCUACCAUUUUCUCCACUAG
Oncorhynchus nerka (sockeye salmon) is the source of this 5760-nucleotide messenger RNA. Its product is annotated as NACHT, LRR and PYD domains-containing protein 3-like. The transcript is spliced from 7 exons. Bases 335 to 3022 code for a protein of 895 amino acids. Gene Ontology annotation, molecular function: protein binding. Gene Ontology annotation, biological process: intracellular signal transduction. NCBI's taxonomy places the organism in Eukaryota, Metazoa, Chordata, Actinopteri, Salmoniformes, Salmonidae. The record is from RefSeq and is a predicted model, not a curated record.